CUGCUAAAAACGUUCCAAGAACAAAACACAUUCAAAUUUUACACGCGCACUCAUUUCAUUAAAAAUAAUGAACUUAAUUUGCGUUUUAUUCGUCGUGUUCUUUCUGACUGAACAUUUGGAAUUCCAUGGAAACGUUGGUGUACAAGCAAUACUUGAUGGCACCUAUGUUAACAGUAUCGAAGGUGGAAAUUUUUUGGUGGGAUUUUUUUUCGAAGGCGAACAUGGAUGUGUUGGAACCAUUGUUGACAAAGAUCGUGUCGUUACUGCCGCCCAUUGCAUGCAGCGAUAUGGAUACACAUUGUCGUUUGGUUCGUUGGAUACCAGCGAUUAUUAUUACACAGAAUACAUCACUCAAUCCGACAUUGUGGUACAUCCUGAGUAUAUACGAUAUCCCCAUGUAACGAACGACAUUGCCGUCGUUUUACUCAAAUCUCCAUUGGACUUCUCGAACAAAAGAUUUGGCAAAAUACAAAUGGUCGCUAAAAAUGAUGUGCCAAAAACAGGCGAUGUUGUUAGUGUAUAUGGUUUUUCGCGGUCUGAACAUCCGUGGCGAAUUAAACAAAUCGAUAAAUUACAAUAUCGUAACUCAACAAUUUACGAUUUUUCGAAAUGUCAAACCGAAUAUGAGCAAAGAGAUGGGGGUUGGUUGGAUAAAAAUACAAUAAUUUGUGUUAGUUUGCGAAACGGUGUUCACAACCGGAAUGAAGGAGACUCUGGCGCCCCGCUUCUCACGCAAGACCGAAAAUUUCUAGGGAUCGUCUCCAGUGGAUGGCCUGAAAUGCCCGAAAUUUACACGUAUGUUGGGGCCUAUCUUGACUUCAUCGCAGAUCCAAGGGGUUUCAGCUCAAGAUAUCAUGGGUCAAGAAGUAAUCCACACUCAUUUAACAUGGGUUCGUAUGGAUACCCGUUUGGCAUGGGAUCGCACUCCUUCAAUGAAGGUGCAUACCAAAUGGAACCGAGCAGCUCAGACCCCUUUGAAUCUAGUAGCUUACACUCAAUUGAGCCAUCUAGCAGUUCACCUUCAGCUGAAUCUACUCAACCAUCAUCUAGUAGUGAUUCGACCAAGACCUCAGCUCCUGUUUUGCUUGAUAAAAUUGAUCAACAUAAGUACAUAGCAUUAAUGCUCUACGAGACGGAUACCGAUGGUCCAUACAUUAACACCGCUACCAUUUUUUCGCCUAAUAAAAUUGUGACAUCAGCUCAAAAUAUCGCUGACAAAAGUGUAUCGGUUACAUUAUCAUUUGGCACUUUGGAUGCUAGUAAUACUAACUAUACGGUGAAUGUAUCUCGCUCAGAGAUCUUCAUACAUCCGGAAUACGACGCGGAUUCUUCUCAUGCAAAUGAUUUGGCUGUCAUCCUUCUAAAGAAACCGAUCAAGUUCGGUAGAAAAGUCGGAAAAAUCGACGGUAUGGUCGAUAAAAAGUUCAUAACAGGUCCAGAUGAUGAGGUCACCAUGUUUGGUUUUUCGGAGAGUCGUCUGCGUUAUAUCAAUACGACCGUCGCCGAGUUUGUGGCAUGCCGUUAUGCGUACUGGGAAAGGAACAACUAUCGUGUACUAGAGGAAGGAAAGCAGUUUUGUGUCAAUACUGGUGGCACCGGAUUAAGUUGCGGAUACACAGGAGGACCGAUUUUUACAAAAGACAAAAGAUUUCUUGGCAUCAUUUCAUACGACUAUACAGAUUUACCCGAAAUUUGUACGUCAGUGACUGGAUCAAAUUGGGAGUUUAUUACUAACCCCAGGACCUUUAUAGCCAACCAUAAGAAGGAACUAUUGAAGGCUAAAAACAAGAAAAAGUAAAAAUUUUCUCUUAAAAAGCUAGCGAAAGCGUAACAUCUUUAAGAAUUAUGAGAUGAAUGAUUAAUAUAUGCGAAAAAACACUUGAAACGAUAAUUUAUGUGCAAUAAUAAGACAAAA
Molecule: messenger RNA, 1915 nt
Organism: Contarinia nasturtii (swede midge)
Lineage: Eukaryota; Metazoa; Arthropoda; Insecta; Diptera; Cecidomyiidae
Exons: 12
Coding region: 68-1798 (576 amino acids)
Biological process (GO): proteolysis
Molecular function (GO): serine-type endopeptidase activity
Source: RefSeq, a predicted model, not a curated record